AACUCAACUUAAGUGAGACCUAAUGCACAGCUGUCGCCACAUUAUCCUGGUCUCAAACGGGUUAACCGACUUCAGUGGGAGGAGAAAGAAGUUCUCAUUUCCCGUAAAAGUUUUGUUGUUCAGUUGGUAAAUGAGAACGCAUGUCAACGGGUCUGUCCUAGCAAUCGUAUAUAGGUGUGCCUCAUUUACCUGUGAGAUAUGGCGUCUUCAAUGACAACUACAGCAAACGGAGUGACGGUGGUGACUCAUAUUAUCCCAAUAGAGGAAAAAACUCUGGACCUAGAGGCGAGCUUUGUUGACCCAGAGAAGCCCAGUCUGCCUCCAACAACCAGGAUGUUUCUGAAGGGAAAGCCCCUGUCGCUGGGGUUGGUGCAGGUGUUUACUGGUUUGGUGAUCAUGGCUCUGUGCUCCAUCACACUGGUCAUCAACACCCUUCCUGCUGAGAUUAUAUUUGCUCUUGGACUUCCGUUUGUCAUCUCUGGGUCUGUGGCUAUUGUUGCACACUCGAGGUCCAAUCUUACUCUGAUCAAAGCCACGCUGAGCAUGAGUGUGAUCUGUGCUGUGGUGGCUGUGGGAGGAAUCUGCUAUUUCAGUUGGAUGCUCAGCAUUAGACCAGAGGAAGACCCUUCUUGUAAUGGAGAGAGUUACUGGUCGUGUCAAUACAUGAGAUGGCGAUUUAUUAAUUUGAUGGAUGGAGUGAAGGGUAUUCUUCUGUCAUUGUCUUUUCUUGAACUGUGUGUGUGCAUCACCCUGUCCGUCAUCUCCGGUCGGGCCAUCCGCCUGGUUUCCAAACAGGAUAAAACAGAUGGUGACCCUUACAACAGUAAGUCCAGUCUUCUGAAGGAUGGGGUGGACUGUGCAUCCAAACCCUGAGCUGUCACAUUUGUAUUCUCCAAUAUUUUGGCAUAUAUCAAGCCAAAGGUUUAAUCAUUGGUCUACAGUUGUUGUAUUUUUUUAUUUUAUUUUUUUUUUUGAUUUAAUACGAAGCCAUUUGCCUUGUAUAUGGCGAGUAAUCUUUAGUAGUAUCACUUACUAUGGAUAUCACAUGGUUAAAGUAAUUUUCAAAUAAUUGCACAUGCCUUUAUACAGACUUUUGUAUGGGAUCAUGACAUGUUCCUUGUGGCACACUUUUAUUCUAAAUAAAAUGCAUUGCCUUUCA
This is a messenger RNA of Xyrauchen texanus (razorback sucker), 1159 nucleotides long. RefSeq lists its product as uncharacterized. The transcript has 7 exons. NCBI's taxonomy places the organism in Eukaryota, Metazoa, Chordata, Actinopteri, Cypriniformes, Catostomidae. The record is from RefSeq and is a predicted model, not a curated record. Bases 199 to 873 code for a protein of 224 amino acids. Gene Ontology annotation, cellular component: membrane.